Messenger RNA from Trichobilharzia szidati, 2672 nucleotides. Lineage: Eukaryota; Metazoa; Platyhelminthes; Trematoda; Strigeidida; Schistosomatidae. The record is from the annotation of a GenBank genome assembly.
AGCAAAACACAUGUAAAAGGCUGUAAGAAGUAAUGCCUUGCAUACUUUAAUAUUUCUUUUUCUUUCCAAUAUCUCUAUUUCAUACUUAAAAUAUAAAAAAAUGCGUUCACAGAUGAACACUGCGAAUAAAGUGCCUGGUUUACAGUUGCACAGAGUUAUACGAUUAGGCGAUAAGACUAAUAAUCAAGUCUUCACAUUCAUUGUACCCUCUCAGCUAACAAAAGGAUUUUUACAGAAUGUUCAGUCAAAAGAAUUUCACUAUGGUGGUCAUCGAUGGUUUAUUCGUAUGGAGUAUUAUACAGAACCUAGUGAAUGUGGGAGUGGAAAAGAAGAUUCCCAUUUUAUACAGUAUCGUAAACAACCUCUGGGUGUUUCUAUUCACCUGUGUAGCAUUUCAAGUGGAAUGACAUGCCGACUAAAAAGUGUCAAAUUCACUAUUCCCCAUCAGGAAUGUUACAUGCAAAAUUUAAUCCACGAAUCAGAAGAUGUACACUUCAGAUGUUCCAGUGUUUCAUACAAAGUAUCCACAUGGAUUGAAAGUGGCCUGCUGACUAAUGAACACUACUUAUUUGAUGACUCGACAUGCAUAUUAGAAGUGGAAUUACAAGACGCUGUGACAACUUAUGAGGAACUAUUACGUGUACCGAGAGAUUCAAAGGAAGCAGUACGGUGUAGGUCACUUGAGUCAACAACAUUUCCUUUCGCUGGAGAUGACUGGAGUUUCAUCGUUGAUUGGAGUACUCCACAGGAUAAGUCACGAGGGCAUAAUAAUAAAGAUGACAGCAGGCCUAAAUUCUACAUACAAAGGCAUAGCUCCCCAAAACACUGGACACGAUUAAAAUAUGAACUUGCAGUGAGUUGGCAUGAUUAUGGAACAUCUCGCUUAGGACCAUUUGAUCAACUGAUAAAUCCUGAGAGUGGAGCCACAACAAAAGCUUAUACCUUCGGAGAUUCAAAAUGGUUUUCUAAUAGCUCUGCGCCUGUUAUAACUUCAAAACACAGAAUAAGUGUUAAAAUUGAUUUUCAUUCUGUAGUUCAUAUCAGCCGAGUAGACCUCAUACCAACAUCACCUCAAGGUGGCAGAAAUUGUGCACGAGUUGUCGAUCCCAGUGGUGUAGACUGGAUCAUAAUGAGUGAUAUUCUAGGCACAUAUGUACGUCUUAAGUUGUUUCUACCAAAUGAAUCUAAUGCAAAACACAACGAGAAUGACUCAAAUAUGGAAGUAAGAUCAACUGCAUGGUCAGUACAACUGAUACCUUAUGAGUCAUCAUUGAAUAUUGUAAAGUCCAUGAGUUCAUUUUAUGUUAUUUACACACCAAUAAAUAUCAGUGGGCAAAUAACAACAGCAAACAGUACAAAAUCACCCUGUCAAGAGGUCGUAUUACCCUUAGAUGUUGAAAAAGUUUGUAGUUCAAAUUUUGGAUAUUCACGACCUGAAGACAAUGCUAUCACUCUACGCAUUGAAUGGUUAUAUUCACAUGUACUCAGUAGAGGUGAUUAUCAUAAUUACGAUGAAUUAGUUGCAAUGCAACGAUACAAUUUAAUUAAAGACAUGCACCUCAAAGUUGCUGAAAUUGACCGUUUAACUAAACAAAAGGCAGUUCAAUUUUCAAGAGCAAGUCGAGAUGGCGAAAUUUAUGGUGAGAAAUUAUCGGAACCAAAUGCAGCUCAUACAAAACAAGUAUACCCCACAAGAUGCGCUUCUGAUAUUAUAUCCCCAAACAGAUCAAGCUUUAGAGAGUCACCCAGAAUAAAACAGCUGCCCACGCCAAGAGCAACUUCGCCUAACAGUCCAACUAAUAAUGGAGCUUCUCGAACGAAUUCACCAACAAUAAAAAACUAUCUAACUCCUCCUGUUAUCAUUAAUGGAAGUCUUGAUUCAAAUACAAACAGUGAUACUAGAAAUCUAGACUUCAGUGAUGACUCAUUAUCAUCCAAUCCUUACUGGCGUCGGCAUAGUUCAUGUCUAGAAGAUGUCGGUUCUUCAAAACCCCGACAUCGAAGACAGUUACCAUCUCCACCGUCAUCGUCUGCAUCCUCAUCGCGUCUUGUGUUACCAGGCGGUAUCACCAGUGUUCCUACAAAUGACUGUUCUAUAUCAACAAGACCAAACAGUGCAAACAGUCCGCGUUUGUCACUGAAGCAUACAAACUUUGAGUUUGGUUACUCGAAUUAAGCAAUCGCAUUUUGAUUUCACAUAAAAUGUGCGCCUUUCUUUUAUGGUUCACUUGAGUUAAACAGGUUUCGUUCAGUUUUUCUUUUUCUUUUUUUUCUAGUGAGUUCCAGUUUCUAAUAGAUUCAUUAAAAGCCUAAUUAUAAAUCAUCUGUUUCUUUUCAAGAAGUGUUGUUUUGCUAUUGACGUGUUUUGUUAUAUAAACAGAGCAUAAUAUAUAUAAAUACAUUUUGUCUGUUUUAUCCUUCUAUGCCCUAUUCUAUUAGUCAAGUGUUGUUCUGAGAAAACGUAUACAUUCCACAUCCGAAUUAAUUGUAACCGUGAUCAUUAAAGUAUGAUGCGCUGAAAAUUGUGGAUGUCCUUCUGUCCUUCUUUUAUGCGCAAAACAGGCUGAUCUUUGUUUAAUUUCAUUGUUACUAAAACGACUACUACUAUUACUACUACAGAAAGUGCAACAGAGCUUUCCUUAUUUUUUUCUUUUUUUUUGACCACAUUUUCA